Messenger RNA from Aureobasidium melanogenum CBS 110374, 621 nucleotides. RefSeq lists its product as uncharacterized. The coding region runs from base 1 to 621 and encodes 206 amino acids. The record is from RefSeq and is a predicted model, not a curated record. Lineage: Eukaryota; Fungi; Ascomycota; Dothideomycetes; Dothideales; Saccotheciaceae. The transcript is spliced from 3 exons.
AUGGCUCUUGCUCCCAAGUUUGCCGGACAGGCUCUUUCAACCAGCCUUGGUUCCAACCACACCCUGGAACUGUUCCUUGAUUACGUGUGCCCUUUCUCCAAGAAACAGUUCGACACCUUCUACAAGGAAGUUGCACCCAUCAUCGAGCAGAAGUACUCGAACAACUUGCAAGUCAUCUUCCGCCAGCAGAUUCAGCCAUGGCACCCUUCAUCCACUUUGGUCCACGAGGCGGCCGUAGCAGUCCUGAGAGCCGAUCCCUCCAAGUUCUGGCCCUUCUCUGCUGCCCUCUUCGAUAAGCAAACCGAUUACUUCGAUGUCAAUGUUGUCAACGAGACCAGAAACCAGACUUACAAGCGCCUUGCAAAGCUUGCCGCUACUGUCGGUCUCGACGAGAGCAAAAUCUACAGUCAGCUCGAGAUCUCUGACAAGCCUGGUCCAGAUGGAAGUUUGAACUCUGGCAACCAGGUGACCAACGAUCUGAAGUUACUUAUUAAGGCUGGUCGCUUGGUUGGCGUUCACGUCUCGCCUACUUUUAUGUUCAAUGGACUCAACGAACCAAGCAUCUCCAGCAGCUUCACGAAAAAGGAUUGGGAGGAGUGGCUGCAGAAAAACGUUGUUUGA